Gadus morhua (Atlantic cod) is the source of this 2264-nucleotide messenger RNA. Its product is annotated as ectonucleotide pyrophosphatase/phosphodiesterase family member 7. The transcript has 6 exons. The record is from RefSeq and is a predicted model, not a curated record. Lineage: Eukaryota; Metazoa; Chordata; Actinopteri; Gadiformes; Gadidae. Bases 79 to 1557 code for a protein of 492 amino acids.
AGAGAGAGAGAGAGAAAGGCGGGGCCUGGCGGGUCUAAAUUAUUCAAUACAUACACCUUGAUAACACCUUUCACAACCAUGUUAUUUUUGCUGAGACGUCCGCCACGCCGAGACAUGCUGCUGUCGCUCGCCCUGCCGUGCAUCGCCCUGACCGCGCUGGCCCUUGCCGCCCCGCUGGCGGAGGACCGCUCCCCAUCGCCACGACAGAAGGUGCUGCUCAUCUCCUUCGACGGCUUCCGCUGGGACUACGACCGCGACGUGGACACGCCGAACCUGGACGCCAUGGCCCGGGAUGGCGUCAAGGCGCAGUACGUCACGCCGCCAUACCUGACCAUCACCAGCCCCACACACUUCACACUGCUGACAGGGCUCUACAUCGAGAACCAUGGGGUGAUCCACAACAUGUGGUUCAACACCUCCACCUCCGAGAAGAAGGGCUACUACCCAACCCAGUUUGUGGACGGUUGGUGGGACAACGGCUCCUUGCCCAUCUGGAUCACAGCCCAGAGACAGGGCCUGAAAGCUGGCUCCCUCCACUUCCCGGGCACAGCAGCCAGUUACCAGGGAGAGGUUGCCAUGGUGAGGGAGGUGGAGCCACGCUUCUACAACUACGGCAACGAGACCGCCUGGCGGGUCAACAUCGACAAGGUGAUGGGCUGGUUCGGCCCCGACGACCUGGACUUCGUAUCGCUGUACUUCGGCGAGCCCGACGGCGUGGGCCACAAGUUCGGGCCCGACUCGCCCCAGAGGAAGACCAUGGUGGCGCAGGUGGACCGCGCGGUGGGCUACCUGCGGGCGUCCGCCGAGCGCCACGGCCUCAGCGACCGCCUGAACGUGAUCAUCACCGCCGACCACGGCAUGACCCAGUUGUUCAAGAAGAGCGAGAUCAAACAGAUCAUACUGUCCAACAUCCCGGGCUUCUCCUACAAGGACUUGGCCUUCCAGCUGUUGGACUACGGGCCCUCAGGCAUGCUGUUGCCGAAGCCCGGCAUGCUGGACAAGGUGUACAACGCGCUGAAGGGCGCACACCCGCACCUCAACGUCUACAAGAAGGAGGAGAUGCCCGCACGGAUGCACUUCUCCAACCACGAGAGGAUCCUGCCCAUCGUACUGUGGGCUGACCAGGGCUACCUCCUCAACGGGUUCUUCCCAGUGCAGGCCAACAAGGGAGAGCACGGCUUCGACAACCACAACCUGGACAUGAAGCCCUUCUUCCGGGCCGUGGGUCCAGUCUUCCGGAAGAACCUGAAGGUGGGGCCCUUCGAGACGGUGCACAUCUACCCCCUGAUGUGCCACAUCCUGGGGAUCCGACCCGAGGUCAACAACGGCCACCUGAACGCGACCCAACACAUGCUGGUCUCCUCUGCGGGCGAGGAUAACCCUGGGGUGAUGAGUACCAUGGAGAUGGCGGUAACCGGUCUGGCGGCGGUGGUCGGGUUCCUGGCCGUUGUCUUCAUCAUCCUGGUGUCGGUUAAAGUCUACAAGAGCAGGAAUGAAGACCGAGGAUCGAACGGCCUCGAUUUGUACAUGGAAAACACAAAUGCCACCACAUUCUGAGCCUUCCUCACAGUUCAUCACCCUCCACAUGCUGAGACUGAGGAGGCCUCGCCUGAAGAUCCCAUAUAAUGCUUUUUUUAGGGUUAAUAAAUGCAUUGGGGGGGGGGGGGGGUGUAGCCUACUACCAAAAUAGGUUUACAUACCUGUAUGUUAGAAAUGCACCUUAUUAUUCUCACACUGUUAAUUUCUGCAAAACCAAUUUCAGCGUCUUUCAAAAACUAGCUGUUUCACGAUUCUUAUUGAGGUGCGUUCCUUUGGGGGGCGCGAAUCCUCCCCCUGGCUCGCGCUCAGAUUGUUUUAGUUUAGCAGAAGUAAAACAUGUAUGUAUACAUACGUCAUAUAACAGUCUUACGCAAAGUGAAAAGUUUAUAAAGCAUGAUAUCACCCCUUUAAUUGCUGUCGCAAGGGCACGCGUGUUUAAUUGCCGGCUGGGUCACGCGCAGUGCUGAUGAAGGGCGCUGUCUCGUCUGGCUGUUGAAACAUCGAAUUAAACUGCUCCUGUGUGUUCUGUGUAUGCAAUUGUCUGUUCCUGUUUAAAGAACAUCUUUUUAAAGAAUGAAUUAAUAAACUUAAUUUUAUUAUUGUGGUUGGCUUUCUUUUUUUAUUAUCCAUCAAUUGAAAAUCGAGCUUGUGUUGUAUGUGUAUGCAAUGUAUCUGUUCCUGAACAUACAUUUUUAAAGAAUAAAUAAAUCAAGUUAAGUUUUUAA